CACUGAUGUUUCGUUUUUGUAUUGAUGAACUGUAUUUGAGUGUUUCAGUCAGUCAGUAUGGGUAAGUUAGCAGUUCUCUCGUUAGCUGUUGUUGCUCUGGCAGUUUUCAUCGGAGAAAGGCUCGUCACACUGAGACACGUAGCGCUUUCCUACAGAGAACUAACCCAGAAUUACCUUCCCAACUGUCACCUAAUAAAAGGCAUUGAAUGUGGUUCUGAAGAUAUCACCAUAAUUGACGAUGGACUAGCUUUUCUGAGUACGGGUGUGAAGGCUCCAGGUUUACCAUUCUGUUCAGAUGACCCUGGAAAGAUCUACACACUAAAUCUGUUGGAUUCUGAACCUAAAAUCAAAGCACUGAGCAUCAAAGGAGACUUUGACCAAGACACUUUUAAUCCCCAUGGAAUCAGUGUGUACACAGACGACAAAGAUGGUACCAUGUACUUAUUUGUUAUUAAUCAUCCUCGAGGCAACAGUCAAGUGGAGAUUUUUGAAUUUGUUAAGGAUGAACAUGCUCUUAAAUACAUCAAGACCAUCGAGCAUGAGCUGCUGCACAGUGUGAAUGAUAUAGUGGCCGUGGGGACUGAAAGCUUUUAUGCCACCAAUGAUCAUUACUUCUCUAAUGAGAUUCUGAAGAUUGUGGAGAAUUUCUUCACUUUGCCGUGGUGUGACGUCAUCUAUUACAGUCCUGAGACUGUGCAGGUUGUGGCAGAUGGAUUCUUACUUGCCAACGGCAUAAACCUCUCCCUUGAUAAAAGGUAUUUGUAUGUGUCAGAUGUUCUGAAGCACACAGUUACUGUGCUGGAAAUAAAGAAAAACACUGUGCUGUCUCGUGUCAAGGAGAUUAAUGUGGGCUCACUCGCUGACAACAUAGAGCUAGACCGUGAGUCUGGAGAUCUGUGGAUUGGUUGCCACCCAAAUGGUUUCAAGUUCAUGCUUGGUGAUCCAAAUGAUCCACCUGGUUCUGAGGUAAUCAAGAUUGAGAACAUCCACUCUGAAAAGCCUCUGGUGACUCAGGUGUAUUCAGAUAAUGGCAGUGUGAUCAUUGGUUCAUCAGUGGCAGCUCCAUAUAGAGGAAAAGUGCUCAUUGGAACAGUUUAUCACAAAGUUCUCCUCUGUGAUCGUAAAUAGUAGUGGUGUAACGGAUCACAAAUCUCACAGUUCGGAUCACACUGCGGUUUUUGAGUCACUGAUCAGACCAUUAUGUCGGAUGAGCAAAAAAGGGAGAAGACGAAUGUCAUUUGCUUUCCAUUUAUACAGAAAAUAAAACUGCCGUGGUUUCAACAAACAAAACGUAGAACAUGUCAUUUUAAUAAAAAUAAAAAUAGAAUUUAUAUCGAAUUUUUACUUUAUAGAAAUAAAGAACCACCCCCUAGUAAACAGUAAUAAAACUCCCUAGGAUAGAUAAUUAUAAAGAUUUAAUUUGGAUUGUGUGUAGUUUUAUACACUUUUUUUGUGACAAACAAAUUAAAGAUGUCAUGCUACUUGUAUUUUUGUGUUAGAUCUGAAAUAUCAGCUUGUGCUAAAUCAUUCAUGGUAUUCUUAGUAAAUGUUUAUUUGGAACAGGCACAAUGUUUUGUGCCUGGAAUCAAUGUUUCUCAACUAUCAUAAGUACAAGGAUCUAUCUGGGUAGAUGAAGUACAGUUGAAUGUUUCCAAAAUGUCCGGAAUGGCUCUUCAAUGGCACUAGCAUUCUUAAGACCAAGGGAGUCUAUCCAAACCAUGUCAAUAUGAAUGAUAUUAGAGUUGGGUUGAUUCAGCAAUUGGAAGUGUCAUAAUCAUGUUUUUGAUGAUAAAGAAUGUUAGUAUGCCAAAGACCUUUUUAUCUUAAAGAACAAAAUAGUCUGUGAUCAAAUUAUCUUCCACUAAGCCAUUACAAUAUUCUUAUCUUAAAAAGCUGUUUGGCUGGCUUAACUUCUGCAAAAUACUACUAGCAGGCCUGUAGCGGUUCAGAAGACCCACCCCUCACUGACAAAAAUCCAGAAUUUGUACCGCUCAUGCUCAUUUGUCCUAUUUUGACUGCCAACAUUCAGUCAUUAAUUUAUUUUUUUUUGGCUUAGUCCCUCUAUUAAUCUGGGAUCGCCACAGCGGAAUUAACCACCAACAUUUCCAGCAUAUGUUUUACACAGCGGAUGCCCUUCCAGCUCAUAUGUUUGUUUCACUGAGAAACAUCUACACACUCAUUCACACACAUACACUACAGACAAUUUAGCCUACCCAAUUCACCUAUACCACAUGUUUUUGGACUUGUGGGUGAAACCAGAGCACCCGGAGGAAACACGAAAACUCCACACAGACACGCCAACUAACCCAGCCGAGGCUCAAACCAAUGACCUUCUUUCUGUGAGGCGAACGUGCUACCCACUGCACCACCAUGCAGCCCUGCUAUGCCAACAUAAAUAGUAAAAAUAACCCAUCGAAAAGGCUUUAAGAUCAAGCGGAAUCCUGGAGUGACUUUAGUUAAUCAGUUUUGGUCGAUGCAAACAAUUAUUUUUCAAGAGUCCAACAUCCAGCUGUGCAAGAAAACAUCUGACACAUAAGAGAUAUCAUGUUUUGCUAAUGUAUUGUUUUUAAAAAGAGAAAACAUUUGACAAGAAACUUUUAGGCGAGGCAGUGGCGCAGUAGGUAGUGCUGUCGCCUCACAGCAAGAAGGUCGCUGGUUCAAACCUUGGCUCAGUUGGCGUUUCUGUGUGGAGUUUGCAUGUUCUCCCUGCCUUCAUGUGGGUUUCCUUCGGGUGCUCCGGUUUCCCCCACAGUCCAAAGACAUGCAGUGCAGGUGAAUUGGGUAGACUAAAUUGUCCGUAUUGUAUGAGUGUGUGUGUGGAUGUUUCCCAGAGAUGGGUUGCAGCUGGAAGGGCAUCCGCUGCGUAAAAACUUGCUGGAUAAGUUGGUAGUUCAUUCCGCUGUGGCGAUCCCGGAUUAAUAAAGGGACUAAGCCAACAAGAAAAUGAAUGAAUGAAGAAACUUUUUUCUAAAUCUUGGACCUUAUUCUUAACAGAAAACAUGACAAAAAAAAGUGUGAAGCACCAAAAGUGACCCAUAUUAAAAUAAAUUUGAAUACUUAUUUGGCAAUUGUUGUUAUCUAAGAAUUUUCAAAUGUAUUUUUUUUUUACAAUAGUGUUUACAAAAAUUGUGAUGCUCUAAAUUAUUAUUAUUAUUACGUUUUAAUUUUUUUAUUAUUCAAAUUACAAUAAACUACAGUUUUUAAUUUAAAACUGUUUUUUUAUGAAAUACGAUGUAAUAAAUUUGUGUUCUAAAAAUAAAUAUUUGCUAUAUUUCUUUAAUCUAAAUAUUUAGUAAACAUUUUUGGUGCAUCAAAAAGUGUGGUUAUCACAACCAUCCGACAAGCUACUUGAGCUAAAAAAAAAAUUGUGCUUAAAAUGUCACCUAAAUUCAGUAUUAAAAUCUCACAAUUAAAUAGAAAAUGAGGUGAAUAACUGCAAAAAGGUCCACUUCUUGAGAAAAAUAAACCACCUCUUUCACCAGGUUGGCUAUGGGCAUGACUAGCCCAACAUUGCCUGUCUCCACAUACUUUGGGCAUGUACAAGUGGUUGGUACAACUUCAGGACAAUAUAAUGUUGUAAUUAUCCACAGUUCGAGUGAACUUGGUACAAAUGAGUACAUUAAAGAUCUGGACAUCAGCUGCUGACAAAAUCUCCAUGUUUAUUGCACAAAACAAUGAUCAGGAUCCAGAAUGAUUGCCUUAUUUUGUAUAAUUGAUACUUGAUACUGUACUUUGUAUUUGUUUUUUGUUUCUGUUAACUUUUAUUCAUUAAAUACCCCAGUUUAAAGAGA
Molecule: messenger RNA, 3791 nt
Organism: Danio rerio (zebrafish)
Lineage: Eukaryota; Metazoa; Chordata; Actinopteri; Cypriniformes; Danionidae
Gene: pon1
Product: paraoxonase 1
Molecular function (GO): arylesterase activity
Source: RefSeq, marked provisional